AGGAUAGAAAAGUGGUGUAUUCAUAUAAACAUGGCGUUUAAUUUUUGGCGUCCGCCUUUUAAUAAUAUAUUCAAGUAGCAUAAUAACUUCUGAUUGAAUAGGAAUUUUAUCGAUACUACAUUGAAGAAGGAUUGAAAGCUGGAGUGGUGUAAAUAUUCUGGGUUAGGAAGUGAAAGAAGGAAAAAAAGAUGGAUUGGUGUGGGGCAGUGCCAACCUAGUGGCAUAGUGACAUGCAGUCUGAGCCUAGUACAAGGUAUAUCCAUUCUGUCUCUGAUCUACUUUAUACUACUGACGAAAUUGAAUUUCUUCUCGACGAUAUUAGAGACCUGGAGCCCAAAAGCUAUAAGCCUGAAGAUAUUCAGGAUCCGGAUGGUGGUAUGAGUUGUGUGUUGCAGGACUUCGAGAUAGCGGGUAGCAGGACGGGGGCACUUAGCAGCGCAGGAGGUGCGGCCGAAUGCGCGGGAGGUUGCGAAUGCGAAUCGCCUCUCGGUACAGUCAAUUCUUGGGAUUCGCAUUCACAUUAUCGUCGACAUCCUCCCUCUCCUGAUAUCUCGCUUUACUCGGGAGUCAUCCUCUAUUGCGACCAUACUCAUCUCAGGACGUCUACCGGGUUUUUUCGGCUACUUCUACUGGCAACGUCGAUAGCUUGCCUAGCAUGCCUAUGUACAUCUGGGACAUUGAAGAUUGGACUCUUCAUGCUUCCAUCGAUAGGAAGAAUACGUUUAAUGAUGUUCGUAACAUUAUUAAGUAUGUUUACAACAUGCCUUUUGCUGUUUCUUGAUAUAUCCCACAUCGUAUAUUUGUUUCCGUUCAAUUGGGGUAAAGUGAACGCAUAUUUUUACGUAAGCCUUAGUGUGUUGUUCCUUGUAGCUUCGAGUCUGAUAUUUCAUAUGAUUUUUUCGAUAGAACUGCCGAAAUGGUCUCACCAUCAACUAUUAGUUACUGGUUGUCUGGGGUACGUUUGCAGUAUAGAAUCAGCGAUAAUAUCGUUAAUACAAAAAUGCCAAAUGGCCCAAUACGAGCCGGUGGAAGAGGAUCUGAGUUUCCAUUUACAGGAGAGACCGUUUUCUCCUAAGGAUUCUCCUCAACAUAACAAAUUGAAUCAAACAACGCACAAUUAUAAGCCUAUUGUCAACUAUUCGGUGGUACCAUCGACGUCGAAGCAGGACCCUAUGAAUUAUUUAGAGGAUAUUCAGCCGUGUUCAUCGAAAUCAGGGGAUCCUUUUAGAUUAGUAUGAUUAUAGCUGAGGGUUUUACUUCAGUGAGAUUAUAACUGUUAUAUCAUUAGAAGGACGUAAUGAGAUAUCGGAAAUGUAAUUAUUAUAAAGAAUAAAGCAAAAAAUUAUUAAAAGAUCUAGAUCUAGUCAUUAUUUCGUUUUCACACGAAAAAAAUCAUCUUAAAUAAUUUUUGCUUUGUUCCGAAUUUUAGAACUGACGUAAAUUUGUAACUUAUUCAAAAAUUACAUAUUUGAGAUAAAAUAUUUUAAGUAAAAAAAAACAGGAUUUUAAUCACCUAACGUUUUUAUCAUUUCCUCAACUUCUUUUCGAUUUGUUUUACGAGAAAGAUUAUCCGUAAUAGAAGUAUCCUUUUAAUCAUCCAUUUCUUGUCAUUUUCCUUAAAUUUCCCAAAAUGUUUUUCUUUUUGUGUCCUCUGGCUCUUUAUUUUGUCUAUUUCUUGUUAAUCUGUCUUUUUACGAUAUUUUUCCAUGCUGAUUCAGAUAUUUUCUUUUCCAAUGGCCUAACGCUCUUUUCAUUUCACUUUCUUCAUUUUAAUUUUGGUUAUGAGAAAAAUUGAGUUAUUACGUUCCCAUUUUACUUUUUCAGGUGUCACAUGACAGUUUCCGUAUCCAUUUAUUGUUUAAUAUUUGUCAUUUUCCUCAAGUUUUCUUUAUCUUAGUAUCUUUCAAAGGUUUCGGUCUCUUUUUGACCUAUUUUGUUGUCCACUGCCCAAUGACUUUUUCCCAUUAUACAGAAUUAUGUCAAACUCUUUUUCUCCUUGGUUUAUUCAUUUUGUCUAUCAAUUCUUUCUUCUAUUCCUCCUUGGCUUCUUGUUAAACUGUUUUUUUACAAUAUUUCCAUGCUAAUUGAGAUAUUUCUUGAUUAUUUUUUUAAAUUAUCGAUUCUUGUUUUGUUACUUUUUAUUCUUUAUCAUAGUUUUCUCUGUAUUCUUCUCAGGCUUUUAAUUUAUGACACUAUAGAGAAAAAUAGACUUUUCAACAUUUUUAGGUAUCAUUUGAAGGCUUCAGUCUCUCCUGGAUCUAUUUCAUACAGUUUCCGAUGACUUUUUUCCAUUAAGUCAAACUCUUUACAUUCAUUUUGUCUAUCAAUUCUUUCUUCUCCUCUCUCUUUUAUUCCUCCUUUAUUUUGGUUGUUCAUCUUUAGUCUUUCCAUAUAUUCUCACUAAUCCAGCUGUUUUUUUUUUCUCCUACCCCCUAUAUGUUAAUUUCAGUAAAAAUCUGUGUAAUGUAUAAAACGAACCAAUAAUAAUAGUAAAAAGAAGAAUCACUUAGAAUUAUUAAAACUACGGGUAACUUCGGAUGAUGUAAUUUUUGAUGUAGUUUUCGAUCCAUCAAGUUUAAUAUUAAUUUUCGUGCAAAUAGUUUGGUGCAGUACAACGUUGUAAAACUUUUUUUACAAAAAAAAAGUGUGUGAUAGAAUUAAAUUUUAUAUAACAAUUACGUAGCAUUUUUAUAAUAUUUAAAUUAAAUGAGAGUAGGUUAUAUACACUUCAUGAUAGUUUUAUAUGAACCCCGUAUUUUUUUUUUCGAAUCAGAUUAAGUAAUUUUUGAUUCAGUGAAAACGAAAAAUGAAUUUUGAUGUACAAUUUUCUGAUUCAAUAAACUAACAGGUAAAAUGGCGUCAGAUACACUAAAAAAACAUCAAAUUGCUACACCGAGACAAAUUCUUUUUAUUUGGGAUUUUUUAGGUGUUUUAAAGUAUGUUUAUGUUACACUAAAGAAAAUUUUAUUAUAGUGGACGUAUUGAACAUUUUUCUUAGUGUAUUUAUGUCUUGACUCUGGUUAGUAGUUCCUUUUCGUAAUCUUGAAUACACUGAAACAAAUUUAUUUACCUUUGUGUCUUUUUUUAUCAUGUCAUUUGAUGUAAAGUAUAAUGGACUACACUGAGAAAACAAUUAUGCUGAAAUAAUUUCAAUUCUAGGACCAUAUAUGGCUUAGGGAAAAUUAUUAAAUUGAAAUUACAACUUAAUCAACGUAUUUUUUAUAAUUUUACAUUAAAAAUUUAAUUAUUUUGAAAUUUCUUAGGUCUAAGUUCACUUAUACACAUUUUAUGGCAAUGUAGGAAACUUUUCUCAGUGUAACAUAGCAAGUAGAAAUAGAAGAAUUUCAAUUAUGGGGUCAUAUAUCGCUUGGGAAAAAUUAUUAAACGAAAUAUUCAACUCGACUAACGUAUUUUUGUCUGUUUUCAUAUUUUGAAAUUGGAAAUUUGAUUAUUUUGAAAUUCCUUAUACAAAAUUUACAUAUGAGAAACUUUUCUUAGUGUAGCAUAGCAAGAUUAGUCGCUUAAUGUUCCAACAUCGACGACAUUUGAUCUAAAGUACAACAAUUUACACUGAGAAAACCAGUUUAAAUUAUUAUAUUGAGAUUAUUCCAUUUAUGAGACCAUAUAUUUCUUAGGGAAAAUUAUUAAACGAAAAUUAAAACUUAAUCAACGUAUUUUUGUCAUUUUUCAUAAUUUUACAUUGAAAAUUUGAUUAUUUUGGAAUUUCUUAUGUCUUAAGUUCAUUUUAUAUACAUUUUAUUGCAGUUUAUGUAUAGAAAACUUUUCUCAGUGUAAUAUAGGUUUCGAGAUUUAUGUUAUUUGAUGUAAAGCACAAUAGAUUACACUGAGAAAACAAGCUUUAAUCACUGUAUUGAUAAAAUAUCAUUUUUGGAGGCAUUUCAUAUAAAGAACAAUAGAAUACACUGAGAAAACAAGCUUAAAUUACUAUGUUAAGAAAAUAUUUAUUGUGGUAUUCCAUAUAAAGCACAACAUAUUAUAUUAUAAAACCUAUUUUUGUUGGUUUCCAUACUUUUACAUUAAAAAUUAAGUAAUUUUAAAAUUACACACAUAUAUUCACAUUUUGUUACAGUUUACUUUUCUCAGUGUAUUCUGUCAAUCACCAGUAUUAAAAACGUUAUACAGUAAAUUAAGUCAAAUUCCUUUAAACCAGAAAACGAUUUUUGAUGAUGAAUAGAAAAUUUGAUUACGAUUAAAUUUCAAGCUGAUAAUCACGAAAAGUCUUUAAUUGAUUUUAAAAAUACUAUAACAAGAUAAAAUCUGAGUGAAAUAAUCCGAACAAUGCGAAAUCAGUACUUGUUUUUGAUUAAUAGGUCUCAAGAACAACUAGGGCCUCCCCUAAAUUUAUUAUUGUUAAUAUAUUUGAAGUAAUUUCACUAUUUUUACUAAUGAUUAUACUAUGUAUGCAUCAAAAUUUAUUUUGGUUUUUAUUAGAGACCGAUUAGAGAAAUUAAUUGAACCAAAUUAGGAAACUAUUGAAAUAUUUGCACUCACACUCGUUCAAAUGAAGCAAAGAGAAAAUUUUAUUUUGAAAUUAUUGUACAUAGUUUGUUUUAGUAUUUAUUUAAACAAAAUCCCAUUAAAAAAAACAAAUUUAGAUUGUAAAAUAUCUAAUAAAAAAAAAUAUAUGGAAAUGUCAACAGAUAAACGUUCAAUUUCUUUAUUAUUGGAAAUUUGAGUUGCAGAUCUGUUUUUUUUUCUAUCUAAAAACAUAUCUAAAGUGGCUUUUUCCUUUAAUAAAAAAUUGGUAUUCAUAAUUUGUCCAAAUGUACUGGUUUUCAUUAAACAUAGAUAAAUGAA
Diorhabda carinulata is the source of this 4818-nucleotide messenger RNA. RefSeq lists its product as uncharacterized. The record is from RefSeq and is a predicted model, not a curated record. The transcript has 7 exons. The coding region runs from base 231 to 1238 and encodes 335 amino acids. NCBI's taxonomy places the organism in Eukaryota, Metazoa, Arthropoda, Insecta, Coleoptera, Chrysomelidae.